AUGGUAGCGACAAUCCCCAAGCUCGUGCUUCUCCUCGGUGUCUCUGCGACGGCCGUCGUCGGCGACUGCGGCACGGCACGCGCGCCCACGGCCCGCUUCCAAGUGCUCUCGUACAACGACGUGUACGAGAUGCAGAACGAGACCGACGCCUCGCAGUAUGGCGUCCUCGUCGGCGGCCCCUCGCGCGUCAUCCCCAUCGCAAAGAAGCUCCGCAAGAACUUUGAAAACAGUUUGGUCAUCUUUGCGGGCGACACCAUGUCGCCGUCGCUCUGGUCCGGCCAGUUCAAGGGUAUCCAGAUGAUCGAGGCCCACAACGCGCUCAGUGUCGACUUUGCGUGCCUCGGCAACCACGAGUUUGACUUUGGCAUCGACGCGUUCCUCAACGUCUCGGCCGCCUCCAAGUUUCCUUGGCUCAACGUCAACGCGUACGAGAAGUCGACCGGCCAACUCCUCCGCGGCACCAAACCGUAUGAAGUCAAGGUGCUCAACUCGCCGACGAUGGGGACGAUCAAGAUCGGCGCCUUUGGUGUCAUGUACGAUAUGCAGGACGCGACCACGGGCAUGUACUGGAUGGACCCGGUGAACGCGUCGAUCCCGGUCGUCAAGACGCUCCGUGAGGUCGAGAAGGUCGACAUGGUGAUUGCGCUCACGCACCAGUUCCUCGACGACGACAACCGCUUCUCGCAGCUGGUCAAGGGCGUCGACAUGAUUUACGGCGGCCACGACCACUCGGCGAUGCUCCAGACCAACUUUGGCACGCCGUACCUCAAGUCGGACCUCAACUUCCGCAGCAUUUGGGUCUCCGACAUCAAGUACUAUGCGCCGUUCCAGUCGGAUCCAAAGACGUUGAACAAAGCGUUCACCAAAAUGAGCCACAAGAACCUCGCGAUCACGAACGAGAUGCCGUCCGACCCGGCGUUUGACGAGAUCAUCAAGUCGUACGACGCCAAGAUCAACGUGCUCUUCAAGCGCAAUGUCGGCUCGCUCUGCGCCGAAACCGACUUGACCGCCAAGCUUCUGCGCCAAUCCGAAGCGCCGAUCGGCAACUUCUUUGCCGAUGCAUUCAAGGACUACUACAAAAAGGUGGCGGUCGAUGUCGGCUACAUGAACGCCGGCGGUAUCCGCACAGACAAGAAGUGGUCGGCCGGUCUAUUCUCGCUCGGGGACCUCAUCUCGUGGUCGCCGUUUGGCAAUAUGAUUGCGGUCAUCGCGACCGACGGCGCUAGCUUCAAGAAGUUUCUGGGCACCCAGCUCGCGCAGACGUGCGACAAGGGCAACAACCUCAUGCUCAACGGCUUUUACCCGCAGAUCGCCGGCGUCAAGGUCUCGUACAAGUGCAGCGGCGAAAAGGCGGGCGCGAUCACAAGCCUCCAGAUUCGGACGCGUUCAACGUUGCCCUCUCGACGUACAUGA
Molecule: messenger RNA, 1413 nt
Organism: Saprolegnia diclina VS20
Lineage: Eukaryota; Oomycota; Saprolegniomycetes; Saprolegniales; Saprolegniaceae
Exons: 2
Coding region: 1-1413 (470 amino acids)
Biological process (GO): nucleotide catabolic process
Molecular function (GO): hydrolase activity
Source: RefSeq, a predicted model, not a curated record